Messenger RNA from Fundulus heteroclitus (mummichog), 6103 nucleotides. RefSeq names its product formin-like 3 (gene fmnl3). Gene Ontology annotation, molecular function: actin filament binding; small GTPase binding. Gene Ontology annotation, cellular component: cytosol. Gene Ontology annotation, biological process: regulation of cell shape; cell migration; cortical actin cytoskeleton organization. The coding region runs from base 544 to 3714 and encodes 1056 amino acids. The transcript is spliced from 26 exons. The record is from RefSeq and is a predicted model, not a curated record. NCBI's taxonomy places the organism in Eukaryota, Metazoa, Chordata, Actinopteri, Cyprinodontiformes, Fundulidae.
CAGGAUCACACAACAAUAAUGAAUGGAAAACGCAGCGUCGCCAAGAAAAGUUGAGCAGCUUGAAGAAGUUACUGUACAAGGACCAAUUUAUCUACCGCUCUGAGGAAGAAGUUGUUUCUCUUUUUUUUUUUAGGAGUGAUGGAUUGGCCGGUUAAAUCUGAUAUUUCGCUUCUGAGAAGAAAGCUGUCUUUUUGUGGGAAGUUUUGAAAAUUGUGUGUGUGGUUUUUUUCCCCCCCACUUUCUUUUUAACGUUAGCUUGAGUAACGGUAAAUGGCACUUUUCGGGACGGCGAUACGAGACUACGCCGUUUUCCGUGAGGCUUUCAUCUCGGGGGUUGAGGAAAAAAGCGGAUUAUGUAGAGAAAAACCCGUCAAGAAAGCUGGAACAUUUGGGAGAAAUAAUUAACCUCACCGUGGAUUAUCACCAGCAGAGAGAUAAUUAAGAAGAAGAAGAAGAAGUUCGGACGUUUCUCUUUGACAGGAGGGUGAAACAUCUCAGCGCCGGGGGGCAAACAAACAAACAAACAAACAAAAAAAAAGAAAAAUGGGUAAUGUGGAAAGUGCUGACGGGCAGUCGGAGAUGAAGCAUCACAUCAUGCCUCUGAAGGUGCCCAUGCCGGACCCCACCGAGCUGGAGGAGAAGUUUGCCAUUGUUUUGAACUCCAUGAAUCUGCCUCCAGACAAAGCUCGGUUGCUAAGGCAGUACGACAACGAGAAGAAGUGGGAUCUGAUCUGCGAUCAGGAGAGGUUUCAAGUGAAGAACCCCCCUCACACCUACAUCCAGAAGCUCAGAGGAUACUUAGACCCAGGAGUCACACGAAAGAAAUUUCGCCGGCGCGUCCAGGAAUCUACAAAAGUCCUGAGAGAGCUGGAGAUAUCGCUGCGGACCAACCACAUCGGGUGGGUCAGGGAGUUCCUCAAUGAGGAGAACAGAGGUCUUGAUAUCCUGGUCGAGUACCUGUCCUUUGCCCAGUGUGCUGUCAUGUUGGAUUUUGAGGGGCUGGAAAAUGGGGAGGAUGGCUUCUUGGACAAAGCUAAAUCAUGGAGCAGGUCCAUAGAGGAUCUGCACCAUACGGGCAGCCAACCCUUCUGCAACACGCUGGUGCGCUCUGCCCGCCAGUCUGUCCUGCGCUACGGAACCGUCUCAAACAGCAAGACCCUGAAGAACUCACGGCUCGUGAGCCAAAAAGACGACGUGCACGUGUGCAUCAUGUGCUUGAGAGCAAUCAUGAACUAUCAGUAUGGCUUCAAUAUGGUCAUGUCUCACGCACAUGCUGUCAAUGAAAUAGCUCUCAGCUUGAACAAUAAGAACUCACGGACAAAAGCGCUGGUGCUCGAGCUCCUUGCUGCCGUCUGUCUUGUCCGAGGAGGUCAUGAAAUCAUCCUUUCAGCUUUUGACAACUUCAAAGAGGUUUGUAAAGAGAAGCAUCGCUUUGAGAGGCUGAUGGAUUACUUUCGCAGCGAGGACGGAAACAUCGACUUCAUGGUUGCGUGCAUGCAGUUUAUCAACAUCGUGGUCCACUCAGUCGAGGACAUGAACUUCAGAGUCCAUUUGCAGUUCGAAUUCACCAAGCUGGGACUGGACGACUUCCUGGAGAAAUCGAAGCACACGGAGAGCGACAAGCUAUCGGUGCAGAUCCAGGCCUACCUGGACAACGUCUUCGACGUGGGCGGCCUCCUGGAAGACGCAGAGACGAAAAACGCGGCGCUGGAGAAGGUGGAGGAGCUGGAGGAGCACCUGUCCCAUGUGACUGAGAAGCUGCUGGAGGUGGAGAAUGAAACCAUGAUGAAAGUCGCCGAUUUGGAGAAGAUUCUGCUCCAGAAAGACAAAGACCUGCAGGCGAUACGGGAGACGUACGAGUCGACCAGCACCCAGGUCAACACCCUGAGGAGGAUGAUCAAGGAGAAGGACGCGGCGUUCCAGAGGCAGGUCAACAUCGAGCGGCGGCUCCUGGAGCUGGAGCAGCAGGGCACCAUCCGUUUGCACAAGAAACCCGGCGGCGACAUCUCAAUCGAGCCGCUGGGCGUCGGCGGCGGGGGCAGCGGGAUCGGGAUCCCUCUGGGGAACGUUGGGCAGCUGAUCCUGGGUUCGACAGCUGGGCUGACAGAACCUGGAGGACUGGACCCCGGCUUACCGGCAGCAAGUGAAGCUCCACCGCCUCCUCCACCACCGCCGCCUCCUCCCCCUCCUCUGCCGUCUGUUUCAGAUGCACCAGUGCCACCACCACCCCCGCCUCCUCCACCUGCUCCUCCUCUGCCAGACGCUUCUCCCUGUGUCAUCCUAAACAUGGGUCUGUCAGCUAUCAGAAUCAAGAAGCCCAUUAAGACAAAGUUCCGGCUGCCCGUAUUUAACUGGACGGCCCUGAAGCCCAAUCAGAUCAACGGCACCGUCUUCAAUGAGAUCGAUGACGAGAGCGUGUUGGAGGAGCUGGAUCUGGAGAAGUUCGAGGAGCUGUUUAAGACCCGAGCCCAGGGUCCGGUUGUGGAUGUUUCCUGCACAAAGAGCAAAGUCGCUCAGAAGGCGGUGAACAAAGUCACUCUCCUCGACGCCAACCGGUCUAAAAACUUAGCCAUCACGCUGCGAAAAGCCAACAAGACCACAGAGGAGAUCUGCAAAGCAAUAGAGAAGUUUGACCUGAAGGCUCUGCCUGUGGACUUUGUGGAGUGCCUGAUGCGCUUCCUGCCCACCGAGGGCGAGGUGAAGGUCUUCCGUCAGUACGAGCGCGAGCGGCGUCCCCUGGAUCAGCUGGCGGAGGAGGACCGCUUCAUGCUGCUGUUCAGCAAGAUCGAGCGGCUCACCCAGAGGAUGAACAUCAUCACCUUCGUCGGGAACUUCGCAGACAGCAUCGGCAUGCUCACCCCGCAGCUCAACGCCAUAAUCGCUGCGUCCGGCUCGGUGAAAUCGUCGCCAAAGCUGAAGAGGAUGCUCGAGAUCAUCUUAGCUUUGGGAAACUACAUGAACAGCAGUAAACGAGGCAGCGUUUAUGGUUUUAAACUACAAAGUCUCGAUCUGCUGCUGGACACAAAGUCCACCGACAGGAAAAUGACUCUGCUCCACUACAUCGCUCUCAUUGUUAAGGAGAAGUACCCGGAACUGGCCAACUUCUACAAUGAGUUACACUUUGUGGAUAAAGCCGCGGCGGUGUCUCUGGAAAACGUGCUGCUGGACGUCCGAGAGCUGGGCAAAGGCAUGGAGCUGAUCCGACGGGAAUGCAGCCUCCACGAUCACCCGGUGCUGAAGGGCUUCGUCCAGGCCAGCGAUCCGCAGCUGGACAAGCUGCAGAGGGACGCCAAGGCAGCAGAGGAAGCCUUCAACAGUGUGGUGAGCUACUUCGGGGAGAGCGCCAAGACGACUCCGCCCUCCGUGUUCUUCCCUGUGUUCGUGCGCUUCAUCAAGGCCUACAAGGAUGCCGUGGAAGAAAACGAACUGAAGAAAAAGCAAGAGGAAGCGAUGAGAGAAAAGCUACUGGCUCAGGAGGCCAAACAGCACGACCCCAAGGUCCAGGCGCAAAAGAAGAGGCAUCAGCAGCAGGAGCUGAUCGCGGAGCUGCGAAAGCGGCAAGCCAAAGACCAUCGGCCGGUGUACGAGGGCAAGGACGGCACCAUCGAGGACAUCAUCACAGUACUGAAGAGCGUGCCCUUCACCGCCCGCACUGCUAAACGCGGCUCACGGUUCUUCUGUGAAGCCAACCUCUGCGACGACGCCAACUGCUAGCCCUCCCUCUCUCUAAUGCCAAGAUCUCCGAAACCAGCCCUUCCUGCGAGCUGACGCCUUGAUCCGGAGCGGUUGGAAGAGACCCUAAACCACUUACCUGCCGCUCCCCCUUCCCCUUUAUAACACUUCCCCCUGUAUCCCAGUGGUCCGUCUCCACCCCUGAGGUUGCAAUAAACACACAAACACACACACACACACACACAUUGCAAAGGGAGGAACGGGGCAGAGCUUUUCUUUUUGGCUAAAUAAUUUAUUUAUUUAUGGAGGUUCUCCUCUAAGAGCCACUAUCAGCGAGCUGGCACCAUUAAAGCACAAAGAGGAUGCCUCUCCUUUGACUCUCCCCGCUGUGCUGGCGCUGAGAGUCCGACGGGUCGCCAGGCGAGUGUGGCACAGGUGAGACCGGCCUUCGGUCCGUCUGGCGAACGCACUUCCUCGUUGCAGGACCGAGGCCGGGAGGCGGCGCGAAAGGGUUGCCAAAACGGCCCCGUCUGCCUCAGAGACACUUUGCAGGAGGAUCCUCCAACACGACACGUCACAACCAGACUCUAGUGGACUAUUUAUUCGAGUUCUGCCAAGUCUCUCCUGGACGCAGCCAAUCAGGACUCGAUACCGAGGAAUGUUUAUGCAGGUUGUAUUCAGGAGGAAGAUUUUUUUUUCCUGGUUCUUCUAGAUGAAGCUAGUCAAACCAAAACGUCUCAAAUCAUAUCUUUCUUAAGAAGUGCCUUUUUUUUUGUAAACAGUGUUAUUGUAAGUCAACAUAAUGUUGUUUCAUUUGUUUGAGAAUGUACUUUUUUUUUUACAGCAUUGUACUAUUACCUGCAGCCUUAUAAUACUGACAAUAUGUAAGCUGAAAAGCAGGCUUUAUCGACACAACACCUAGGAGGUAAUUUGUUAUUUACGUCUCUGUUAGGACGGUCUGACCUAAGUUAUGCCUUACAAGCGGUUGUAAAAAGUAAAAUAAUCGAAUGUUAUUGCAUGUAUCGUGACUAGACUUCCUGUCACACUUUGAGUGGCAUUUUGAAAGUGACUUAUCUAUCAGGUCUCCAAAUGUACACGUGUUGUGGAAGGUAUCUGCCCAAAAGGUGCAUCUCAAACAAUUAGAAUGUAACACACAGGAUUUAUUUCAAUAUGUCGGUUCAAAAUGUGAAAAUCCUAGAUUUGUGGCACACAGAACGAUAUAUUUCGUGUUUAUUUCUGUCUGAUUCGCUGAUUGUGAAUUACAGCUAAUGAAAGCUCUAAAAUCAGAAAAUAUGAAUGAUAAGGUCAAGAAAGAAAGAUUUUGUAAUGUAAUGAUGUCUGCUUACUAAAAAGUAUGGCCAAGUAUGUACAGUAUAUGACGUUAGGGGGCAUAUUUUGCUUAUUUCACUGCAUACAUGCAGCGUGGCAUGAGGAGAACCAGCCCAUGCCUCUGCUGAGCUUUUAAGGAAGCCCAGGCUGCUUUAAUCGUGUCCUUCAGCUCAUUGGCGAUGUUGGAGCUUCCUUUGAGUAAGACCUCUUGGCUUAAGUCAGGAGAGUUUGUAAAACUAGGUUUUUAAACCAGCUAUGUUCUUAAAAUCCCUGAGUAGAUGGCUGUGCAGAAUCUGGACUUGAUUAAACAACGAGGACCAACAGCGGCAGACGAUGGCUCCUGUAAUCAUCACUGACUGUGGACUCUGUGGCCUUGUAAACAGCUGCAUGUGGUGUCCCAUGAAACUCGUCUCCAGCUGUAUUCCUCUCCUUUUGGAUCUCCCCCUAAAUUAUUUUUAUUGCGCUUUGCUUCAGAAUCCUCUUGAAUGCAUCAGCUUCCCCUGACGCUCCUUUUUCCUUACACUCAACUUUCCAUUAAUAUGCUGGGAUUCAGCAGCCUGUGAACAGCUGGCUUCUUUAGCGAUGUAUUAUUAUGACUUACAUUUUGUAGUGGACAUCAGUGACUGUCUUUUAGGAAGCUUACAGGAAUUUUAUUAACUAAGCUACAACCAAAACCCAAAAAAAUUAAAAAAUAAAUGCAGGAACUGUAUCAGCCUGUGUGUGUUAAAUCCAUAGAAUGAGUUCAAAUUGAAUGAAAUUAUUCAAGUCUUUCAUAUUCUAAUUUAUUGAGAUGCACCUAUAUUUGUGUUUCUAAGCUUCCUUUUUAGUCAUUGCAAAUGAUUUGUCCUUACACUACAUACUUUGGCUUAAACUAGUAUGAGACACUAUUCUUUACAUGAAAGAGUUUUUUUUUUAUUAAUGUAAAUAAAAAAAAAAUUUAAAUCAAGAAAUGUGCUUUGCAGAGGAAAUGAUUUAUGGGAUCAUCGAGUGGCUGAAAGACGACACUUGCUGUUUAAUAAACACGUUGAAUAAAAACCUUAACCAGAGUCCAGGGUUGUGAAAAGAAGACCAUUUGGGGCCCUUUCUUUGACAAAGCAACAUU